Micropterus dolomieu (smallmouth bass) is the source of this 1136-nucleotide messenger RNA. RefSeq lists its product as uncharacterized. The record is from RefSeq and is a predicted model, not a curated record. NCBI's taxonomy places the organism in Eukaryota, Metazoa, Chordata, Actinopteri, Centrarchiformes, Centrarchidae. The annotation marks the transcript as partial. The transcript is spliced from 7 exons.
AUUAAAGCACUGAUUUCAGCUCCGGCCUCUGAGGCCCCUGGGGAGCCCAAGAAACCCACAGAGGAGCCCGCCGUCCCUCCUGCUCCUGCAGCGGACACCCCCGCGGCCCCGAAACCCAAACCUAAACCCAAACCCAAACCGGACCUCACCAAGACCGCCAAAGCCCUCGGCCUGCUGGGAAAACGCACCUUUGAUAAACCUCCUCCGGGCCGGUCCACGGGGAUCAUCUCGUUCAUCGGGCCGACCUUCGGCUACAUCGAGAGGGAGGACCUGGAGAAGUACACCUUCAGCUUCGACGCCUUCUUCGGAAACCCCAAAGCCAUGACGCCCGGGGUCAGAGUCCACUUCACCGCCUGCAAGGAGAAGAACAGUCUGAUAGCGACGGACGUGAAAGUGGCUCCAGGUGGAACGGAGAACGUGGACACGGAGAUCUACGAGGCCGUGGUCAGCCAGCCCCUCGUGGAGCCUCAGCCCGGCGAGCGCCACUACCUCGGGCAGGUCCACGUGGACAUCGGGCCCCUGAGGACCAACCUGCCGUUCGACAGGAAGGACAGCACGGUGACGCUGCUGAAGAACGACCAGGUGCUGAUCAACCUGCUGACCGACAUCGUCACGGAGAAGAGGAGGGCCACCAACAUCAAGCCCCAGAUCCCCGCCACCUUCAGCCUCACCAAGGAGACCAGGGAGACGGGCGUCAUCAUCAGCCUGAAGGACAGCGAGGGCGUCAUCAAGUCGGAAGAGCACGGCGAGCUUCCCUUCGACAUCAAGGAGAACUUCAGCGACAUCGAGUUCAACGCCGAGGACAUCAACGAGGAGGUCGAGUUCACCCUGCUCACGCGGAAAGCGGGUAAGCGAGCGAUCAGGAUCCGGCGGGUGAAGGAGCCCCUCCUCCUGACGUUCAGCGCCGCCACAGCCGCGGCUGCCGCCGCCGUCGCCGCCACCUCCGAAGAGGCCGAGGCCCAAAACACAGACGGCGACAGUGGAGACGACUCUUCAAAGUCGGUGAAAGUUAAGGCCGCACCCAGGCUGGAGCUGGGGCCCACCAGAGUCCUGGACCCGGAGCUGUACGAGGGCAUCGUCAGCCAGCCAAUCAUCGAGCCCACGGUGAGUCGAGUGUAACGCAGUAAAAGGCCCCU